This is a messenger RNA of Camelus dromedarius (Arabian camel), 1253 nucleotides long. It is a transcript of the gene LYPD1, whose product is annotated as LY6/PLAUR domain containing 1. Gene Ontology annotation, biological process: acetylcholine receptor signaling pathway. The transcript is spliced from 2 exons. Bases 147 to 1169 code for a protein of 340 amino acids. NCBI's taxonomy places the organism in Eukaryota, Metazoa, Chordata, Mammalia, Artiodactyla, Camelidae. Gene Ontology annotation, molecular function: acetylcholine receptor inhibitor activity. The record is from RefSeq and is a predicted model, not a curated record.
CUGGCCUUUUGGAGGAAGGGGACGGAGGAGAGCAACUCCCGUCUUCACCCUGAUUUGCUUUCUAGUGGGAGCUCAUCACGGCUGUCUUCUCCUAGGCUAGGGUACCAGGGCAGUGUCACAGCAUCCUCCAGCGGUGCGCACGGCGGAUGAACCGACGGUUGCCCCGAGUCAACGCGCCGAGCUGGGCAAGGUCCCCACCACACCCCGCCCACUCCACCGCAGCUGAAACCAAUCCGGGUAACGACCUAACGACCGAGAGGCUUCUCGAAAGAAGAGAAAGCGCAGCUGCGCGGGACACCCUAGAGAGCCUGCAGGUGUGCAAGUUUACCAGACGCACGAGAGCACGCUCCCCUCUUGUCAGCCGCCAACUCCCGGCUCCCGCUGCCCAGCAGCCCCCGCGGGGGUGGGCGGGACCCAGCUGCCGGGGAACCGACCGGCCCCCGGGGGCCAAGAGGACCGAGGGCGUGCGUCCGUGCGAGCAGAGGGCCUUUGGGGCGGCAGCCUUCCGACCUCACCUUCCAGGUCCCGCGGCACCUGCUGCGCCCUCCUCACGUUUUCCCUGGUCUCCAGCCUCGGAAAACUACCCUCUCUUUCCCUGCCAGGCGUCCCACAGGCGGAGACUUGCGGAGGCGGCAGAGGAGGGCUAUCUGAAGGGGGUGGGGACGUGGAAAGACGGUCCCAGCCUUCCCCGCUCGCCUCCCCCACCCCAACUCGGCAGCCGUCACGUGGUGCCUGGAGUGGGAGGUGGGGAGAAGAGGCGAGACUUUUUUGGGUGCUCCGGCUCGCCAGUAGUUCCUUCAGUCUCCGCCGCCAACUCCGAAGACGCAUUACUUCUCUCCCGGGAGCGUGAGCCAGAAGAGCGGCGACCCGCAGCCGGGAGCACCGGCGCGGGCGAUGCGGGCGCCGGCGGCGGCACCUGCGGCUCCUCUUGGAGGCGGCAAUCGCCUCGGCGGCAGCAGCGCGGGCCCCAGCAUCCUCCGCAGCCACAGCCGCUGCGGCCCGGACAGCCUCGGCCGCGGUCGCUGCUUCUGAUGCGCUUGCCCGCUCCCGGCCCCGCGGCUCCAGGAGGAUGUGGGUCCUCGGCAUCGCAGCAACUUUUUGCGGAUUGUUCUUGCUUCAAGGCUUUGCGUUGCAAAUCCAGUGUUACCAGUGUGAAGAAUUCCAGCUGAAUAACGACUGCUCCUCCCCCGAGUUCAUCGUGAAUUGCACCGUGAACGUUCAGGACAUGUGUCAGAAAGAAGUGAUGGAGCAAA